Messenger RNA from Aspergillus piperis CBS 112811, 1375 nucleotides. RefSeq names its product putative bZIP transcription factor (MetR). The transcript is spliced from 2 exons. The record is from RefSeq and is a predicted model, not a curated record. Gene Ontology annotation, molecular function: RNA polymerase II transcription regulatory region sequence-specific DNA binding; DNA-binding transcription activator activity, RNA polymerase II-specific. NCBI's taxonomy places the organism in Eukaryota, Fungi, Ascomycota, Eurotiomycetes, Eurotiales, Aspergillaceae. Bases 349 to 1248 code for a protein of 299 amino acids. Gene Ontology annotation, biological process: regulation of transcription by RNA polymerase II. Gene Ontology annotation, cellular component: nucleus.
CGCAAAUUCCCACUCUUUUUCGUCUCCGGCUGUCCCACACUCCAAACUCGACUUGACCCUCUUUCUCUCCUCGACUCUUCCCACGCCUUUUAUCCUCUCCUGUCUCGUCUUCGGAUCCCACUGACACCCCAUAUCGCCUGCAUUGCGACCCCAUCGAUUGGUCCGCUCACGACGAAUACACUGUGCGGGUUACCGUGAACGGUUUUGAAUACUUGGUGGUGAUCGUAUGACCAAGUGUCCCCGUGGAGAGGGACUUCGAUAUAGAAACUACGAAACCUGACUACAAUCCUCAAUACUCGCAUCGCCGGAUUUCAGGGAAAGAGGCCCGUAAAGCCUCAAAAACACAUCAUGUCCGAGUUCAACGGCCGUCGGGCCCCCAACUUCUCUCAAUAUCUCGAUGAUCUGAAUGCCAUUCCUUCGCCGUACGAUCAGGCCCUUCAGCAGCAACAUCAGGAUUCAUACAACCUCGAAAAUGAACUCUCGCUUUUUACCAAUGCCGAAUUCUUUGAUUUCGACAAGUUUGCCGAUCUGAAUCUGCCCAACUUUGACCAGCUGGAGGACAACACAGUCAAGAAGGAAACCGCGCAAGACACCAGCUCUGACAUGGACUUUUUGAAUCUUUUGGGAGAAGGCUUCGGCAACGUCAACGACAUUUCCUCUACUAUGAACUCCAUCAACACCCAACCUUUGCCGGUUCAGAACACACAGUACUCUGCAGUUCCGUCCCUGCCCAACGGUCCCCUCAACAUCAACCCUGCUCCUAGCCAAGCGGCUUCUCAGCCCUCCCCGCAGUCCUCGAUCACAUCCCCGCCGUCUGCGGCUGCCACCCCCGCCCCGGCUACCACCGCCCCGGCAGCAGGACCUAAGCGCAAGAACACUCAGAAGACCCCAGCCAUGAGCGUAGAGGAGGCCGCGCGCGUUGCCGCUGAAGAAGACAAGCGUCGCCGGAACACCGCCGCGAGUGCCCGUUUCCGCGUGAAGAAGAAGAUGCGUGAGCAAGCUCUCGAGAAGACCGUCAAGGAGACCACCGAGAAGAACACUGCGCUGGAGGCUCGCGUCACGGCCCUGGAGCUGGAAAACCAGUGGCUCAAGAACCUGAUCACUGAGAAGAACGGACAAACCUCGGAAGAGGCCAAGAAGUCGGAGAGCGACAUCGCCGCCAUGUUCAAGAAGUUCCUGGCUUCUCAACAGCAGAAGGAGACCGAACGGAGUAGUUCUGAGUCCAAGAUCGGCGUUGGCACUGCCUAAACCCGACAUUCUUGUGUUGUCUUCUUUUCUUGCUUGUUCAUUUGAGCUUUGUAGAUGAUGUUUAUGCAGAGUCGCUGAUUCUCCCAUCAUUUUUUUUAUUUCUUCUUAUUUUUUUACCCUUUUUUUU